AAAAAGUAUAAAGCUUUACAGUUUUUUUUUUCAUGUGAAGUGUCAUGUCACGUCACGUAACAAGUUGAUGAACGUCCUUACAAAAAGUUCUACGUUGUCUUAAUAUAUUGUAAUAAUUGAUAAGAAUUAUGACUCAUCUGUAAAACCACUAAGAGAGCGACAAAACCAUAAGAGUUUGUGUCCCUACACCCAUCCAUGGCUGCUGAAACUUUGUGAUUAACCUCCUUGUCUCCUCUUCUUUACCUUUUAUAUAUAGAAAGCAAAUUCUCAAAGCUUUUGUUCAGACAUCACUUGCAAACUCUCUCUCUUUUCUCUCUCAUCUGUCUUGUCUAGGAAAAAAAUAUGGCUGCGUUUGAGGAAAGCUCUGAUUUGGAUGCUAUACAGGAGCAUCUCUUGGAAGACUUUUUGGUUGCUGAUGGUUUCAUGGGAGAUUUUGACUUUAAUGCUUCUUUUGUCUCAGGACUCUGGUGUAUAGAACCUGUGAUGAAUCAAGUUCCUAAACAAGAACCUGAUUCACCUGUUCUUGAUCCGGAUUCAUUCGUCAAAGAGUUUUUACAGCUGGAAGCUGAAUCAUCUACAUCAACUGGAGUUUCAGAUUUGAAUUCAUCAUCACAUGAGAGUGUCUCGACCAGGAAAGAAGCAAAGAGGUUUGAAGAAGAGGAAGAACCUAGGCAUUACCGAGGAGUGAGAAGAAGGCCGUGGGGGAAAUUUGCAGCAGAGAUUCGUGAUCCUGCAAAGAAAGGAUCUCGGAUUUGGCUAGGAACAUUUGAAAGUAACGUUGAUGCUGCAAGAGCCUAUGACUGUGCAGCUUUCAAGCUCCGGGGAAGAAAAGCUGUGCUCAACUUUCCUCUAGACGCUGGCAAAUAUGAAGCUCCUGUGAACUCAGGACGGAAAAGGAAGAGAUGUGAUGCGCAAGAGGAGCUCCAAAGAACUCAGAGCAAUUCCACAGCAUCUUCUAGUGAUGGAGAAACAACCUGUGAAUGAAUGAUGGCAAUUAACAUUUAAAAGUGUGAGCAGUUUCAUUGUUUAAGUUAAAUUGUACAGAGGAAGUGAAGUAUAGGUUAGUGUGCUAAGAACUCUUGCAACAAAUUUGUAUGAAUGUUCUGUUUCUUUAAGUUAUUGUUUCCAAAGAAAGUUCUCUCCAGGGAUUGAGUCUCCAUCUCUAAACAACUCAACUGGUUAUUAGAACCAAGACAAGCAAAGUAAUAAAAUAACUUUUAGUAGCUAAAACUAAGAAAUCAACAGAAUUAUUCUGAAUAAUAAUAACAAUAA
This is a messenger RNA of Eruca vesicaria subsp. sativa (arugula), 1272 nucleotides long. NCBI's taxonomy places the organism in Eukaryota, Viridiplantae, Streptophyta, Magnoliopsida, Brassicales, Brassicaceae. The record is from the annotation of a GenBank genome assembly.